GAGACGUCCGUCCGCAAGUCCUCCGCUGGAUGCAUCAGCUGCACCUCCUUGCGUCAGCACGAUCGCUGGUCUGCGACACUUCUACCUUGUUGGCUUUUACCCUCCGAAUACUUGCUUUACCUUUCAACUCUAAUGUUAUCGGUUUGGCCUGCGCUUGACUGGCUUGUCUCGUGUUUGACCACGUUCGCGCUCGUUCGCCCAUCGUUUUGUCUAUUUCAUAGUCUAUACACAGAGAACUGCCCUUCGCUGACAUCACUACUCUCAGGCAGGGUUCCAAAUAGUAACGUCUCGCUCGAUUUUUACCGUUCCUUACAUCACUCUAUCGCCUAAGCACACGUUCAUUGAUUGCCGCCAAAAUGGGUUGUGGAAUGAGCACUGAAGACAAGGAGGGGAAGGCCCGCAACGAGGAGAUUGAGAACCAGCUCAAGCGGGACAAGAUGAUGCAAAGAAACGAGAUCAAGAUGCUGUUGCUCGGUGCCGGAGAGUCCGGAAAGUCGACCAUCCUCAAGCAGAUGAAGUUGAUUCACGAAGGUAGUUACUCCCGGGAUGAGCGAGAAUCGUUCAAGGAAAUCAUCUACAGCAACACCGUCCAGUCGAUGCGUGUCAUUCUGGAGGCUAUGGAAUCCCUCGAGCUGCCACUAGAGGAUGCUCGCAAUGAGUAUCACGUGCAAACCGUCUUCAUGCAGCCUGCUCAGAUUGAGGGCGACAACUUGCCGCCAGAGGUCGGAAACGCCAUCGGCGCUCUUUGGCGCGAUACCGGUGUGCAGGAGUGCUUCAAGCGGUCCCGCGAAUACCAGUUGAACGAUUCCGCCAAAUACUACUUCGAUGCCAUCGACCGUAUCGCCCAGCCUGACUAUCUCCCCACCGAUCAGGAUGUCCUUCGCUCUCGUGUCAAGACUACCGGUAUCACCGAGACAACGUUCAUUAUUGGCGAUUUGACCUAUCGCAUGUUCGACGUUGGUGGUCAGCGAUCCGAGCGUAAGAAGUGGAUUCACUGCUUUGAAAACGUCACGACGAUCCUUUUCCUGGUUGCCAUCUCCGAGUACGACCAGCUGUUGUUCGAAGAUGAGACCGUCAACCGUAUGCAAGAAGCGCUUACCCUCUUCGACUCGAUUUGCAACUCGCGGUGGUUCGUCAAGACUUCUAUCAUUCUUUUCCUCAACAAGAUCGAUCGUUUCAAGGAGAAGCUUCCCGUCAGCCCCAUGAAGAACUACUUCCCCGACUACGAAGGAGGCGCCGACUACGCGGCCGCAUGCGACUACAUCCUCAACCGUUUCGUUUCCCUGAACCAGGCCGAGCAGAAGCAGAUCUACACUCAUUUCACGUGUGCUACGGAUACCACUCAGAUUCGCUUCGUCAUGGCCGCAGUAAACGACAUCAUAAUCCAAGAAAACCUGAGACUGUGUGGUCUGAUCUAAUGACCGGUAUAUCUUGAUCGAGCAGAGUGGACUCGUAUCUAGACCGUAUGCUAUGUGACUUGUAAUUCUGUGUUUUUGUUCUUUGUCAUACCAUG
Aspergillus homomorphus CBS 101889 is the source of this 1513-nucleotide messenger RNA. RefSeq names its product guanine nucleotide-binding protein subunit alpha gpaA (gene gpaA). NCBI's taxonomy places the organism in Eukaryota, Fungi, Ascomycota, Eurotiomycetes, Eurotiales, Aspergillaceae. Bases 357 to 1418 code for a protein of 353 amino acids. The transcript has 4 exons. The record is from RefSeq and is a predicted model, not a curated record. Gene Ontology annotation, molecular function: GTPase activity; G protein-coupled receptor binding; GTP binding. Gene Ontology annotation, biological process: G protein-coupled receptor signaling pathway. Gene Ontology annotation, cellular component: heterotrimeric G-protein complex.